UCGUACCUAUAAGUUUUCUUCAAUUCAAAAUUGUUGUUGUAAGACGUACGUGUGUUGAAUGCUUUUACAGAAUAACAACUUAUUUUCACGACAUGUUGUGCAUAGGUGUACCUCUAAACUUUAACUUUUAACGUGUAGCCAAGCAAUAUAUCAAAAAGAUAAAGAACCAAGUUCUGAGCAUUAUUACGUUUGAUGCUAGGAAUCUGCACAAAUGUUAUUUGCAGAAAUGAGAGUUCAAACUUAUAAAAGAGCAGUUUUUUAUUUCAAAGCUACUGGUGUUUGCAUUGUUGUAGUGAGUGGUGGAUGGCUAUUCUAUCAAAUGAGGCAAACGUCAGUGUUGCUCAAUUCUGUAGUGCCAAAAACUAUCCCUGAACUUGAGCGUACCAAAGCCCAGUAUAUUUACAUCGAUGAUCCAAGAUUUAAUGAUAUUUUGAUGCUCCGGCAUGCUAAUAAUUUGCAUUUAUCUGUUUCCUUGGAGAAACCAAAAAACUUAUCUUAUAUUCUAACUAAAUGGUGGAAAUCCUUGAAUCGCAAACUAGCUUUUCAUUUCUUCUAUGUAUCUCAAAUUGGUGACAAGGCAGAGAAAAGAAGAGCUUUGCAGUCUCUAAGUUCCUUAAAAUACUUACAAGACUGGCACUAUCAGCAGAUGGCUCAAAAAUUAGAUGCACAAACUGCUGUUGCUUUAGCACGAUUACCUGAAGCUGAUUUACGCUUUUUCUUAAAACCUCUUUACUUUCAUCAACAAUCUCCUCUCAACGAUGUUGGUGAAGCAAUAUACAAUCUUUUGAUGAAAUUGAAUGCAUUGUGUGGUGGAUGCCAUCCAUGUUUAUUACAGUUUUUGCAUGAAAAGUUUCAAAAUUCUCAGCGUGAAACUUCUAUUUUCGAACAUGACUUGACCAACCUUGGACUAUCUGUACCUCCACCCAUAAAUUGGGAUCAGGACUUUCUGAUAAACUGUGUCCAAGCAGUACAUCAUCAUUCAUCCUUGGAUGAACACAGCAAAGAAGUAGCUGAUGCAGGGGGGCUACAAAUUUUAAUGAAUGUCUACAAACUAAUGAAAGAUAAUAUUGAAUUGUGUUCAUUGAUAGCUAAAAUCUUAUCAAAUCUUUCUUUACAUCCUGAAUACUUACAAGACAUUUUCAGAUCAGGCUGGAUUGGAAUUUUGGCUGCGUGGUCUCGUCACGAAGACAUCAAACUCGCGGCUCCUGCAAGUCGAGCCUUGGCAAAUUUGGAUUUGGACGAUGUUGAGAACGAGAAGUAUCACCAAAGAAUUUAUCCCCUCUAUCCAUUGCAUAGAACGUCUUUUAAAAAAAAGUUGGACGUUAUUUUUGUACACGGAUUGCUUGGAAGUGUGUUUGUCACGUGGCGACAACGUGACCUUGAUAAAACCUUAGUAUUACCAGAUCCAAAAGACGAAGCUCAACCAAUAAGCUUGUCAGCAAUGGUAGGCGAUCAUCCCUCAGAGUUUUUGAAAGACUUGGCUCGUGACUUGGAGCAUUUAGAAUGGCAGCGCGUCGGUCACGACUAUGAGGUGGUACUGCACGAUUGUCCAGUCAACAUGGAUUACGAAAUGUCGGGCCCAUUCUUCUGUCAAGGCGACGCCGAAUGCAUGAAAAAAAGCGUAAAGGACUGCAAGACACGCACGCAAUGCUGGCCUAGAGACUGGCUGCCCGAAGACGUGCCGCAUUUGCGAAUAAUCGGAGUUAAUUACAGCUCCAAUUUAUCCAUGUGGACGCCUUUGUGUCCAAUCGAAGGAGUCAGGAGCACGUUGAAGGAGCGCAGCAGCGAGUUUACACGAAAGCUCGUAACUGCCGGUGUGGGAAAAAGGUCGAUUGUUUGGGCGUGCCACUCGAUGGGCGGACUACUCGUGAAAAAAAUGCUCGUGGAAGAGUGGAGAAACGGGGAUAAAAAUAAUUUGCUGCGCAAGACAAAGAGUAUCGCUUUUUACAGCACGCCGCACAAAGGAACUCGCGUCGCUGCCUUGAACCAAACGUCGCAAAUGCUGCUCUGGCCUUCCAUCGAAGUUCAGGAGCUGCGAGAACACUCACCGCACCUGCUGCAACUUCACGAGGAUUUCUUGAAAAUGCUCCAGGAAUACGAUAUUGACAUUGUUAGUUUCGCGGAAACAAAACCAACGCGCUUCACCGCGCUUAAAGUUCCGUUCAGAAUUGUUUCUUCCGAGUCUGCAGAUCCUGGUGUGGGUGAAUUUUUCGAGAUUCCCCAAGACCACGUAUCGAUUUGCAAGCCCGCUAACAGGCAAUCGUUUCUCUAUCAAAAAUUUUUGGCUGUGAUCAAACGUAAUAGCACGAAAAAUAUCAACUUUUAUUGCUUAUCUGUAUCAGCAGUUGCGGCUGGUUUAUAA
Messenger RNA from Copidosoma floridanum, 2362 nucleotides. Its product is annotated as protein SERAC1. NCBI's taxonomy places the organism in Eukaryota, Metazoa, Arthropoda, Insecta, Hymenoptera, Encyrtidae. The record is from RefSeq and is a predicted model, not a curated record.